AUGACACCGGGUAACAUCGCAUCAGCGAGUACGGACUAUGUCAUCGGCGCUUUACCACCUGCUGUCAUCGCCAUCGUAAGAGACAUUCUGCGCUCUCCGCCUCCUGACAACCCCUACGACACUCCUAAAGCAGAGCUUAUCCGCCGGACAACCGAGUCGGAACAGCGUAGGCUGCAGCAGCUGCUCACCGCGGAGGAGCUCGGUCACCGCAAACCUACGGAGCUUCUGCGUCGCAUGCGACAUCUCAUCGGGGACAACCCUGCUGCAUUGGACGCAUCCAUCCUACGAGAGCUCUUCCUACAGCGACUGCCGCAGCAGGUGCGGAUGAUUUUGAGUGUGUCCUCCACGGAAACUCUCGACUCACUGGCACAGAUGGCCGACAAGAUUAUGGAUGUCCGCGAUGACCGCUUAGACCGCCUCCUUCAAGCUAACGAGGAGCUCAACCGCAAAGUGGACCAGCUGGCCGCUGAACUGAGCUUGCUGAAAGCAGACCACCGACGCACUACUUCACGACAACGACGCCAAAGCCGCGAGAGAUCGCCAAGAUCACCGGUGUUUGCACGUGCUCGUCGUCUCGCACCUGACCGUUACAAGAUUGCACGGCAAGAAUUCGAGCAAUGCUUGACUCGGAUACGUCCGCCCUUCUUCCGGUGCCUGGUCCUCACCAGGCACCGGAAGCCACUUCCAGGCUGCGUGAUUCCCCUCGUGUGGGACACAUGGUCCCAAACCCUCAGGUGA
Rhipicephalus sanguineus (brown dog tick) is the source of this 738-nucleotide messenger RNA. RefSeq lists its product as uncharacterized. Bases 1 to 738 code for a protein of 245 amino acids. Lineage: Eukaryota; Metazoa; Arthropoda; Arachnida; Ixodida; Ixodidae. The transcript has 3 exons. The record is from RefSeq and is a predicted model, not a curated record.